This is a messenger RNA of Galeopterus variegatus (Sunda flying lemur), 609 nucleotides long. It is a transcript of the gene PSPN, whose product is annotated as persephin. Lineage: Eukaryota; Metazoa; Chordata; Mammalia; Dermoptera; Cynocephalidae. Bases 19 to 609 code for a protein of 196 amino acids. Gene Ontology annotation, molecular function: glial cell-derived neurotrophic factor receptor binding; receptor tyrosine kinase binding; growth factor activity. The record is from RefSeq and is a predicted model, not a curated record. The transcript has 2 exons.
GACACGCUGGCGUGGGGCAUGGGCCUCCUCCUGGCCAUGGCCGCCAGCAGUGAAGAGGUUAGUUACCCAGCCCAGGUGGGGAUAAAUGCAGACAUGGGGCUCCCCCACUCUAAGGACCUGCCCAUGGCAAUGGCUGCAGGGAGAGUCCUGCUCAGCUCUCUGCUGCUCCUGUUGCUGCCGCUGGGCCUGCACUGGGGCCCUGUUGCUCAGGGGGCUCCAGUGGCAGAGGGAGACUACUCAUCUGAGCAGGCAACAGAGACCAGAGGGACCUGGAGGACACAGCUGGGUGCCCACCACCCCCGAGCCCGCCUGCGCCGAGCCCUGGCCAGCCCAUGCCAGCUGUGGAGCCUUACCCUGCCUGUGGCAGAGCUGGGCCUGGGCUAUGCCUCGGAGGAAAAGGUCAUCUUUCGCUACUGCGCUGGCAGCUGUCCCCGUGGAGCCCGUACCCAGCACGGCCUGACACUGGCCUGGCUGCGGGGUCAGGGCCGAGCCCACGGCAGGCCCUGUUGCCAGCCCACCCGCUAUGCCGACGUGGCCUUCCUCGAUGACCACCACCGCUGGCAGCGGCUGCCCCAGCUCUCAGCGGCUGCCUGCGGCUGUGGCGGCUGA